Messenger RNA from Cololabis saira (Pacific saury), 4971 nucleotides. It is a transcript of the gene bcan, whose product is annotated as brevican. Gene Ontology annotation, molecular function: hyaluronic acid binding. NCBI's taxonomy places the organism in Eukaryota, Metazoa, Chordata, Actinopteri, Beloniformes, Belonidae. The transcript is spliced from 15 exons. The coding region runs from base 139 to 3861 and encodes 1240 amino acids. Gene Ontology annotation, biological process: cell adhesion. The record is from RefSeq and is a predicted model, not a curated record.
UCAGAGGGAGUAGAGGCUGUAGGAGGCGUUUGGUGCCAAAGCGGAGCAUAAAGCCUCCACCUGACAGGAAGUUUAUUCUCACAGGAGACGCUGCGGUCAACUUCUGCAAAGCCCCGUCCAGACUUUAUCCUACUGAAGAUGAAGCGGGAUGCGCCUCCACCUGUGCUGCUGUUUGCCAUCUGCAUCCUCGUCCUGCCGUUGCCCUCGACUCCCCACCACGAGUCAGAUGAUUCAAAGCUCCUCCAGGUAACCAUCCCCAUCGACUCGCCCAUGAUUGCGGUUCUGGGUAAUAAUCUGACUUUGCCCUGCCUGGUUUCUCUGACCCACCCGCCACCGACACCUUCCUUCACCGGCCGCCACGCCGUGCUGUCUGUGCCCCGGGUCAAAUGGAGCUUCCUGACUCACAGUCAAGAGACGGAAAUCCUGGUUGCUCGCGGGGACAAGGUGAGAGUCAGCGAGGCCUACAAAGACCGAGCCUCGCUCCUCAAUUACGCCUACUCCCCCGCGGACCUCACCCUCCGUCUGGAGGGCCUGCGGAAGAACGACACCGGCUUCUACCGCUGCGAGGUGCAGCAGGGCCUGGAAGACGCUCAUGAUGUGGCUCAGAUCCAGGUCAAGGGUGUCGUGUUCCAUUACCGGGACGCGUCCAGCCGGUAUGCCUUCACGUUUGAGCAGGCCGUGGAGGCUUGCGAGGAUAUUGGAGCACAUAUUGCCACCCCAGAGCAGCUUUAUGCAGCCUAUCAUAGCGGAUAUGAGCAGUGUGAUGCAGGCUGGCUCUCCGAUCACUCAGUGAGAUAUCCCAUCCAGAUGCCAAGAGACGGCUGUUUUGGAGAUAUGGAUGGCCUACCAGGAGUGAGAAACUAUGGAGAGCUAGAGUCUGAUGAGCUCUAUGACGUCUACUGCUAUGUGGAGAAUAUUCAGGGUGAAGUGUUCCAUGGGUUGCUCCACCAGCGUUUCACCUUCUGGGAGGCCAAGGCCUUCUGCGUGAGCCACGGCGCGGAGCUGGCCACCACAGCUCAGCUGUACGCAGCCUGGAACGAUGGGGUGAACCACUGCACCCCGGGGUGGCUGGCAGACGGGAGUGUGCGCUAUCCCAUCGUCAUCCCGAGAGAGCGCUGUGGAGGUGGUGAACCCGGCGUGAAAACUGUCUAUCGGUUCAGCAACCAGACGGGCUUCCCUGAGACUGACUCCCGACACGGCGUCUACUGCUUCAGAAGUGAUCACGGCCCUUACACUGAACCUCCCCAAGACUUCCUCCCCACUGAGCCAGAGGACAUUGGACAGGACAUUAUAUUCUUAACCACACAGGGCGAUGAGCAUGUGAGCGAGGCGACUCCAGGGGCGGCUGAAGAGAUACAGAAUACCCAGCAAACAGAUUCACUAACAGAGGGCACUGUGGACACUCAGUCCCCGAGCACGGGCUACGAUCAGGACCCACUGUUCACGGAAGAUCCUCAGUUGUUGACGUCCCUGCCUGAGCAUCAGGAGAACUUGACCUUCCAUGAAACCUGGGAAAUCAUCAAGAAGGUCAGCUUCCCCGACGCCUAUCAGCCAGCACCUGAAGAAAACCCCGACCCGGAUCAUGAAGAGUCUUACUUCCCCUCAACACCCUCUUCUAACCUUCAUGACUUAGCCGCGCUUCAAAACUCCACCACACCCCCCACUACUGUGGAAACCUCCGAUAUCACAGAUCCCACAGAAGAUCCUACGUUUGGGACCGAAAUCCUGGAUAUGUUCAGUAUAAAUAUCACAUAUGAAACUGACGUAGAGGAGGAUCAUGAGAGGGAGAGUGAUCUCCCGGUUUCACAGGAGGACUAUACUCCAGAGUCCCGCCUGGAACACACCUCUGUCAGUGACGCUCCAGGAGAGGAGCUGGAGGAGAUUCAGGUUACGCCAACUUCAUCUCACACGGAGGAAGGAGAAGAUCACGUCACCGCUCAAAUGCCAUUUCCUGAUAACAGCACAUCUGUGAACCGUCCAGCAGGAGAGAGGUCUCACGAGGAGACGGCCAUUCCUUCUCCAGAUGAGGAAACACUGAACUCUGGGAAUUAUAGUCUGAUAGGUGUGGACAUCUCUGAAACCUCUGAAGUGAUGCUUACUUCUGAUCCAGGUCAUGAUGCCACUCACACGCCCUCAGGCGUUGUAACAGAGUCCUCUGCCCCCCUGAAACACGAUGAUGAGGAAUUCAGUAGCACCUCAGAGGAAGAAUCACCGGACGACCCAGGAGAGCAAAGUGGGCACAUGCAUCCAGCAGAAAUCCCAGACUCCCAGACGUAUUCCAGCCUUGAUGCUCCUGUCCUAAAAAACCAUCCAUUCACGUUGUUGGCAUCCCCAGUUUCCGUUACCUUGGCUCCACCUUCUGUGGAAGUGGAGGUCAGCUCUCCAGAGACUCUGACUUUCCUACCUGAAAGUCAUGUUUCAUCAGAGCCUGAACUUCUGGAGGACAUUCAGGAUGAACUCCACCAGGAGGGGUCGGGAGAACACCCGACAGUGUUCCACACAACAGCCCACCAUAUCCCAGACAGCAGUCCGGAGGAGAGGGAAACGGACUCCGGUGAAGGAUCAGGUGAAUCGUCCGGAGUAAACCCUCAGGUGAAACCAGACCUCCUCUCGACAACUUUCUCAGCAGACCACACAUCCGAUGGAAGUGUUGGCGAGACAGGCACGGAUGCACCUCUGCCGUCUGAGAAGAGAUUCACACUGGUCCCUUAUCUGACCCUCCAACCCGACUGGGAACCGGAGCCUUCGUCCUCCACGCUGCAGGAGUCCCGCUCUGACCGGGAGUUCAGCGCUGACUCUCCUGUCACGGAGUCUGACGACAUCUCUACGGAGCAAGAGCACGCAUCCGGGGGAAAUGAGAGUGAACCCGGUACAGACGAGCCCUCAGGUAAAAUCUGCAUAUGGCCUCCUGAUGAUGAGGAGGCCUCCAGUCCGCCUCCCACCACCGACUCCACUGACGUGAACAUCGCCGCUCCUACGUUGCUCCCUGACACGCUAAGGAGAGACAACGGGGGGAAGACAGCCUCCCCAUGUAGUCCGAAAGUUUCUGCAACAAAGCAAGGAGGCCUUCCAGAGUCUUGCCUGGAGAGCCCAUGUUUGAAUGGAGGCACUUGUGUUGAUGGAGAAGUAAUAAGCUGCAUUUGUUUGCCCGGUUAUGGAGGAGACUUGUGUCAGAAAGAUGUGGAGGAGUGUGAGCUCGGCUGGGACAAGUUUCAGGGCUUUUGUUAUCGUCACUUCAGCAAGCGGCAGACCUGGGAGACGGCUGAGCAGCACUGCCGGAUGUGUGGGGGACAUCUGCUCUCGGUCAUGACUCCUGAGGAGCAGCACUACAUCAACGACAAAUACAGAGAAUAUCAGUGGAUUGGGCUGAACGACAAAACCAUUGAGGGAGACUUCCGCUGGUCAGACGGGAACCCUCUGCUCUAUGAGAACUGGUACAAAGGCCAGCCCGACAGCUACUUCCUGUCUGGUGAGGACUGCUCGGUGAUGGUGUGGCACGAUGAAGGCCACUGGAGCGAUGUGCCGUGCAACUACCACCUGUCGUACACCUGCAAGAAGGGGGCCUCCUCCUGCGGUGAGCCGCCUCAGGCUCGCCACGCCAAAGUGUUUGGGAAGAAGCGGUCUCGCUAUGAGACCAACAGCAAGGUGCGGUACUAUUGUGAGGAGGGUUUUGUGCAGAAACUCAAUCCUGUGAUCAAAUGUCUACCUGGCGGCCAGUGGGAGGAGCCUCUGAUUGCCUGCAUAUCAACUCGUCCGGUAGAGGAGGACUACGUUACCUCGCAGCCUGUCCAGCAAGAGGAGGUCGUUGGUGCGGCUGCAGAAAAAGCCUCCCCGCUCUACUGGGACAUUAAGUGGAAUUAAUCAAACCAUCCCGCCUUUAAAAAAGAAAGCAAGAAAGAAAACAUUCACCCUUCCUGUUUUCCAUCUUUUCCUGUGCCUCCGAGGACUGCCCUGUCCAGUUUCUGCUUUGUGUUUAGCUUUUAAUAAAAAGUCAUGUUGGCGCCACAGUUGCAGUAUUCCCGAGCGUUUUGAAAGUGCUGUAAUCCAAAUACUCGUCUUCCUGCAAAGAGCGAGGUUUGUCUGUAAAGUUUUAACACUUAAGCCCAUACUUGUUCAGGUGGUCGUGUGAAAAAUAAAAUCAUUUUUACGCCUGAUUACUGUUUACUAAGCAGUGGAUUUGGUGUGAUAACUGUUUUUUUGGGAGUAGAAGAAAUAUUGCUGCAAAAUUUGAAAAAAGAUUUUUUAUGCACUUUCUUCUUUUUGUGUAGAAAAAUCGCUUGCAUCUUAGAUAAUUACACGUGUGCAAUGAAUUAAAUCAUUUUUGAAAUACGAUUUAGUCAUGUACAUUUAAUGAGUCUGUAUAACCUGGAAACACACCAGACUAAACAGAAGUUUUAUUAACCGAGCAGAUAAUAGAGAACUAUGUGAUAUAGAGCUUAAGGGUUUAAUAAAUAUUUAGACACUAAUACAAUUAAAUCAUUCAACAAAACAUGAAUGCUUUUACUAGCUCGAAUACACAGUUUAAUGAUGUUCAGUUGUGUUUUAGGUGGAAGUUGAUCGCUAAUGCAGCACAAUGUAUUUUACUGAGUCUGCUAAAAACCUUUUAUUCAGCACAGAUGCUCAACUUAUUCCUGUUAUCAGCUGGUCUGACUUCACUGAAACGUUUUUUAUGUCACAAUCUGCACGUUGUUUUAAAACAUAUUUCUCCAAUAAGGGUCCUGCCGAGGGUAACACAGAUUUAUCUGAUCCAGUAGUUGCAUGAGCUUCAGUUUUACCUGAUUCAUAGACAUGACUUCUUUUUCUUUUUUCCUUUUUAAAAAAAACUUAAUUGCACAUUUCACUUUUAAGCAAUAACAUAUUCUGAUAUUAACACCAAAUUAAACUGAUCCGCUGGCUAUUAAGCUGAUUAUCCUUAUGCUGCCUGCUGCUGUCCAUGUCGUAUGAGAAAGAAGCAUGAUUAACUCUUUCAGG